This is a messenger RNA of Danaus chrysippus (African queen), 1026 nucleotides long. The record is from the annotation of a GenBank genome assembly. NCBI's taxonomy places the organism in Eukaryota, Metazoa, Arthropoda, Insecta, Lepidoptera, Nymphalidae.
AUGGCAUCUGUGUCUCCAGUAGGUCAACAGUCAGCUGAGAAUGUUAAUGCCCACAUAACAAUAUCACCGGGCACAUCAAAGACAAAGAAUCGAAGCAACUGUAGAAGUAUUUUAGCAAACAAAAAUGUAAUGUCGACAAGCAACUUUAACUCUAUAAACCCAUCAGCGGAUUUCAAGCUACCAGCUGAGAUUUUCGCUAGCGACGACUCUGUGAGUGAUGUGGCGGCUACAGAGGAAGUUCUACAGGAUCUGGUGUGUGAUCAGGUCGCCUCAGCCAAAGACAAGAUGUUAGGCGGUGUAAAUAUUAAAAUAGAGAAACCAUUGGACUGUAAGAAUGGAAAAAAGGCGAAAAAAUCAAAGGAUACCAACAAUACCUGCAGUUUGAACUUAGCGGACAUCAAGACUGAAUUGCAGGACGACUUUGAUUGGAACAAUAUGACACUCGCCACGGUUAAUAACUCUAAUAUUAACAGGCAGCAGGCUGUGUAUAGGAGAGAUAACUGCCAAAAUCGGGAAGAUAUAACUUCCCUCUUUGGAUCAAAUUCCAACAAGAACGAUAUCGACGAUCAUUUGGAUUCAAUGCAAACGGAUCUGGAUUCAUUGAAGGAGCUGUUGAGAGGUGAUACUUACGCGUUGGACACAAAUACGUUAUUAGGGAUUGAUGAAAGCAUAAGACCUACAGUUUCACACCAUACCAAACAGAAUCUUUUCGGAUCAGAUGAUCCUUUCUAUGGACUCUCUUACAAUCCGUCGAAUGACCGCGCUAAGACCUGCAGUGGUGCUAUGAAGCUGAAAGGUGAGGUAACGAAUGUAAGCGGUGACGACACACGCGCACAGAGCCCAUUCGAAGAUGACGCUGAAGGGAAUCAGUUAAUAUCGUAUACAGAGAAUAUUCCAGACUUUGAGGAUAUAAAUAUGCCGGAGUUGGAGGGCGAGAACUCUCAAGACUGCAUCCCGAGUCCCAGCAGCUCGACCUUGAAUACACCACAAGUACAGCUACAGUCACCAUCAUACACGAGACCAUGA